Molecule: messenger RNA, 895 nt
Organism: Corticium candelabrum
Lineage: Eukaryota; Metazoa; Porifera; Homoscleromorpha; Homosclerophorida; Plakinidae
Exons: 1
Coding region: 34-705 (223 amino acids)
Source: RefSeq, a predicted model, not a curated record
ACGAGUCCAUGCGCAACUAGGUUUUUUCUAGCUAUGGCGGGAGACUGUGACAGCAAGACGUGGGAUGCUUUCAACCAUCUCAUGACGUGUUCCGACGUGGAACGAAUACGCAAGGUGUUGGCUCGGCACGAAUUUUUCAAAAUGAGCCUAGAAAUCCCAGGAGAUAUCGUAGAAUGUGGCGUUUUCAAAGGCUCCGGUCUGCUGUUGUGGGUCAAACUUCUACGCAUCUAUUGCCCAGCCUCUGCGAAGCGCGUCAUCGGCUUCGACACGUUCGGAGCCACACCAGAGCUGUCGGGUGACGACGCAGAGAAGAUGACGGGUCUCUACCAAGAGUCUGGACUUGCGCAGUGCGUCACUGCCGACCAGAUUGAAAGGAUGGUUGAGGAUGUGACGGGAAGAAAAGACUCCUGUCUACUCGUCCCGGGAGAUAUUUGUAAAACAGCUCGUGUGUACACAGAGCAGUUUCCAGGCGCCAGAAUUAGCUUGCUACAUAUGGAUCUCGAUGUUGAGGAACCAACUGUGGCGGCAUUGGAAGCUUUGUGGCCCAUCGUUUCUAGAGGAGGGAUCAUAGUUUUUGAUGAAUAUGCGAUCCACAAGUGGUCUGAGAGUCGAGGAGUCGACAAAUUCUUUGCUAAUCAUCCUGAAGUCACAUUAAAGACUCUGCCAUGGGUCAGGACCCCGUCUGCUUACUGUAUCAAGCCAUAACUUAGGGUUGUACACAGUGCGACUACAUCACUCGCAUUGGUGAGUGAUUGGACUUGCAAUCAAAAAUUAUUUUUAAUCGCCACAUGUGAGUAAUUUGACAGCGUGAGCUGCAGCUAUUUUGUGUUGUCUCUGAGUGUCUAAGGUGACUCCAAUAUGAUUCGUUGCUUACCAUAACAACACAUUACAGAAA